AGCCGAUAUUCAUUCGUUACACUUCAGGUCUUGGGGAAUCAAGAUGGCGACGGCCAAGGUGAAGCAGGACAUGCCUCCUCCGGGAGGUUAUGGUUCCGUGGAUUACAAAAGAAACCUUCCCAAAAGGGGCUUUUCAGGGUAUACCAUGUUUGCCGUUGGGAUUGGCACUAUCUUGUUUGGUUAUUGGAGGCUUUUCAAAUGGAACAGAGAAAGAAGGCGCUUGCAAAUUGAAGAUCUGGAGGCUCGUGUGGCUUUGCUUCCUCUUCUGCAGGCAGAGAGUGAUAGACGCUUACUACGAAUGUUGAGAGAGAAUCUUGAAGAAGAAGCCAAAAUUAUGAAGGAUGUACCUGGCUGGAAGGUUGGGGAGAGCGUGUUCCACACAGAUCGCUGGGUUCCCCCAAUUUCAGAUGAGUUGUACAAUCUUCGACCCAAUGAAGAGCAUGUGCAUGAGAAGUUUGGCUUCCAGAUGUAUGUCUAGAGAUUUUUGCAGACUUACAGAACCACUGUAAAGACUCAUCAGCAAAGGCACUCUGUCCACUGUUCAUGUUAAUUUGUUUUCCAAAGUUAGCUUAUGUUAAUAUUCAUUAAUAAACAAUUUCCAAUUUAUUUAA
This is a messenger RNA of Protopterus annectens (West African lungfish), 611 nucleotides long. It is a transcript of the gene NDUFA13, whose product is annotated as NADH:ubiquinone oxidoreductase subunit A13. The record is from RefSeq and is a predicted model, not a curated record. Bases 44 to 478 code for a protein of 144 amino acids. The transcript has 5 exons. NCBI's taxonomy places the organism in Eukaryota, Metazoa, Chordata, Ceratodontiformes, Protopteridae.